Rana temporaria (common frog) is the source of this 5801-nucleotide messenger RNA. It is a transcript of the gene PLCH1, whose product is annotated as phospholipase C eta 1. The transcript is spliced from 24 exons. Gene Ontology annotation, biological process: lipid metabolic process; phosphatidylinositol-mediated signaling. Gene Ontology annotation, molecular function: phosphatidylinositol-4,5-bisphosphate phospholipase C activity; calcium ion binding. The coding region runs from base 442 to 5463 and encodes 1673 amino acids. The record is from RefSeq and is a predicted model, not a curated record. NCBI's taxonomy places the organism in Eukaryota, Metazoa, Chordata, Amphibia, Anura, Ranidae.
CCUUUCUACCAUUCAUUUUUAAAUAGGGCUAAUCAAUUUCUGAAUGACCUCCCUAGGUGAGAAGGAUCUUCUUUACGUUUGAAAUCUGCACAGGGAUUUCGCACAUUUAAUGCCUCAAGGAUCUUAAUCGCCCCACUAUGCAUGCAUGCCUCAUACCAAAAGUACCGACAGCCAGUGCAUUCCCACAGUAGCAGCUGAAGCCAGCAGAUGCUUCCUGGAUUUCUUCCUAUAUAGAUGUUCUACUUUGGAGAAAGUUGCGCUAUCUGGCAUCCUCCGAUUUGCUGUAACUGAGGAAUGUGGAUUCUCAGAGACAAGUCACAUUGCUUUCAGGGAAACCUUUUAUUUCUGUAUGUAAUGUUGAAAAUAUGAGAAGUGAAGAGGCUUGGAUCUGGGGAACAUCUGCAGUUUGUGUGCCAAUAAUGUGUAGUAGAAACAUAUUUAAUGGCAGACCUUGAAGUAUACAAAAAUUUAAGCCCAGAAAAAGUUGAAAGAUGUAUGAGUGUAAUGCAGUCUGGGACACAAAUGAUCAAACUAAAGAGUGGAACGAAGGGUUUGGUCCGCCUGUUUUAUCUGGAUGAACACCGAACCUGUAUAAGAUGGAGACCCUCCAGGAAAAGUGAGAAAGCUAAAAUUAUAAUUGAUUCAAUUUACAAAGUCACGGAGGGGCGGCAGUCUGAAAUCUUUCAUCGCCAUGCAGAAGGGAACUUUGACCCCACUUGUUGCUUUACCAUUUACCAUGGCAAUCAUAUGGAGUCUCUGGAUCUGAUAACAUCCAAUCCCGAGGAAGCCAGGACUUGGAUUACAGGGUUAAAAUACCUAAUGGCUGGCAUAAGUGAUGAAGAUUCUCUAGCAAAAAGGCAAAGGACACAUGAUCAAUGGGUGAAACAGACGUUUGAAGAAGCUGACAAGAACGGGGAUGGCUUGCUGAAUAUAGAAGAGAUCUACCAGCUCAUGCAUAAGCUUAAUGUGAAUUUGCCUCGCAGGAAAGUCAGACAGAUGUUCCAGGAAGCAGACACUGAUGAAAACCAGGGUACAUUAACCUUUGAAGAGUUUUGCGUCUUCUACAAGAUGAUGUCAUUACGGAGAGACCUGUAUCUCUUGCUUUUAAGUUACAGUGACAAAAAAGACCAUUUAACAGUGGACGAACUAAGCCAGUUUCUCAAAGUGGAACAAAAGAUGAGUAACGUGACAACAGAGUACUGCAUUGACAUUAUUCAGAAGUUUGAAGUUUCCGAGGAAAACAAGGAACAAAAUGUUUUGGGAAUAGAAGGUUUUACCAGCUUUAUGAGAAGUCCUACAGGUGAUAUAUUUAACCCAUUGCAUGGUGAAAUUUACCAGGACAUGGAGCAGCCACUGUGCCACUAUUACAUUGCCUCAUCCCAUAAUACAUACUUGACAGGGGAUCAACUGCUGUCCCAGUCUAAGGUAGACAUGUAUGCUUGGGUAUUACAGGACGGAUGUCGAUGCAUAGAAGUUGACUGUUGGGAUGGGCCAGAUGGAGAGCCAGUAGUGCACCAUGGGUACACACUCACCUCAAAAAUCCCCUUUAAAGAUGUCGUUGAGACAAUCGACAAAUAUGCCUUUGUUAAAAAUGAGUACCCUGUCAUUUUGUCCAUUGAAAACCACUGUAAUAUUCAGCAACAAAGAAAAAUUGCUCAAUACCUCAAAGAAAUAUUUGCAGAUAAACUUGACUUAUCUUCAGUACCAGUUGGAGAAAACAAACAGCUUCCAAGCCCCCAGAGCCUUAAGGGCAAGAUACUUGUGAAGGGGAAGAAAUUGCCGUAUGACCUGGCGGAGGACGUGGAGGAAGGGGAAGUCUCUGAUGAAGACAGUGCAGAUGAAAUCGAAGAUGAAUGCAAACUAAGCAAUUGUUUUAGCAACGGAACAACAGAGCACCAAGUAGAAUCAUUUAUCCGGAAAAAACUGGAGUCCUUACUGAGGGAAUCGCAGAUCAGGGACAAAGAGGAUCCUGACAGCUUCACUGUGAGGGCACUGCUGAAAGCAACACACGAAGGUCUGAAUGUCAAUCUAAAACAGAAUUCAGAUACAAAAGACAGAGGGAAAUCCAAAAGGUCAUCGGUGGGUAAUAUUUCAAAGCACAAGCGAACCUCGAAAUCCAGGUCAAAAUCUUGCAGCACUGAUGAAGAAGAGGAUUCUUCUCCAAGGGAAUCUGAAAAGAUGAACAGGUGGAGCCAAGCUACAUAUGGCAUCUUACUUACUUGUGCUUGGAUUGGUGGAGAAGAAGAUUUUGAAAACGCCCAUUACAGACUUGGCCGUCGAAGGAAGACAAUGAAAUUAUGUCGAGCACUGUCUGACUUGGUUGUUUACACAAACUCAGUGGCCGCACAGGACAUCAUGGAUGACGGUUCCACGGGAAAUGUUUUAUCUUUUAGUGAGACCAGAGCACAUCAAGUGGUUCAGCAGAGGUCAGAGCAAUUUAUGGGCUACAAUCAGAAGCAACUCACCAGAAUAUAUCCAUCUGCAUACAGGAUAGACUCCAGUAACUUUAACCCAGUGCCAUAUUGGAAUGCUGGAAUCCAGUUGGUUGCACUCAAUUACCAAACAGAAGGACGAAUGAUGGAAUUAAAUCGUGCAAAAUUCAAGGUGAAUGGCAACUGUGGUUAUGUCCUCAAACCCCAGCAGAUGUGCAAAGGUGUACUUAACCCUUUUUCUGGAGAUCCAUUACCUGCCAGCCCCAAAAAGCAACUAAUCCUUAAAAUUAUCAGUGGACAGCAGCUUCCAAAACCCCCCGAUUCUAUGCUUGGAGACCGAGGAGAGAUCAUUGACCCUUAUGUUGAAGUAGAAAUGAUUGGUCUGCCUGUUGACUGCUGCAAAGAGCAGACUAGAGUGGUGGACGACAAUGGAUUCAAUCCAGUGUGGGAGGAGACCCUAACAUUUACAGUCCACAUGCCAGAGAUAGCACUUGUGAGGUUCUUAGUAUGGGACCAUGAUCCAAUCGGACGGGAUUUUGUUGGCCAGAGGACCGUUGCCUUCAGCAGUCUUUUGCCUGGAUACCGUCAUGUUUAUUUGGAAGGUUUGACAGAAGCAUCAAUAUUUGUCCAUAUUACAAUAAAUGAGAUCUAUGGGAAGUGGAGUCCUUUAAUCCUCAACCCCAGUUAUACUAUAUUGCACUUUCUAGGAGCCACAAAGAAUAGGCAAUUUAUUGGACUUAAAGGGCUUUUCACUAAAAAUUCAAAGCACAAUUCUGUGGAGAGCAAUGGUCACAUAAGAAAACGGUCCAUUGGAGACAGAAUAUUGAGACGUACUGCCAGCGCACCUGCAAAAGGCAGAAAGAAGACCAAGAUGGUGUUUCAAGAGUCCACAGAGAGCAGAGACCUUCCAUGUGAGGUGUCUGGUGCUAAGGAAAAAGAUACUGUAAUGAGGAGAACUUCCAGAAGUUUACAGGCAAGGCCUGUUUCCAUGCCAGUGGACAAGUUUCUUCUUGGGGCCUUUGAACCUUCUACAUCUAAAGAUACCAAAUCAAAUGACAUAAGUUCAGGGAAGAAGGAAUGUAAGAGCCAAGUCAAACCACUGAUGGAACCAAUACUUGAAAUUUCCCAGAAUCUUGCAUGUCUUCCCAGAGAUCAAUAUCAGGCAAACACCACAGCCAAUGGAAAUAUUAUACAUAAAAAAUGGAAAAGCUUACACUUAGACUAUGGAAAGUAUAAUGAUGAUGAUGUCAGGGAAUUAAACAAUACUUAUACUAGUGAAUCAGAAGAGGAAAACGAUGAUGUCAAACAGAUAGGAUCCAUUGUGGAGGAUUCUAAACCAAAUUCAUUAUCAAAUUCAGAUCCUCAAGCUGAGUUUUCAACCAAAACCGUAGCAUGCAAUGUAAAGGAAUGUCCAUCUAUUAAUAAUUUAUCAAUUACCAUCUGCAGUGAUGUCAAUAAUUUACAGAUCACUUCAGCUAUAUUAGAAAAUGAUAUAUCUCAAAUAAUAAAUGAGGUUCCGUCUGUAAAUGAGAGUGACCUUGGCAGCUCAAUCUCUGCCCUGAUUGGGCAGUGUGAUGUCACUGAUGACAGAGCUAGUUUGUCUCCUGUCUCCACUUUAAAUGGCACCAAUAAUAAUCUACAGCGUUUUGGGUAUUCACAAAUGAUCACACCUUCUGUUUCAACACCUAAAAAGCUUUGUGCUGGUUCAACCCAUGUGGACAGAUUGUUACGCUCCACAACUGACACAACUAUUUUCUCUAGCUCAGAGACAACAGAAUAUUCAGUGUACACCAUAAUUAAUGAGGAAAACAUGUUUCCAGAAACUGGUAACAUGUUAAUGGAUGCUAACACUGUCAAAGCAGAGAACAGGAUACAAUACGAAUCAAGAAAUUCUUAUCCUGAAUUAAAGCCAAAGCCCGCAAAAGUUUUGUAUCCUGAGAUAAAGCCUAAGCCUUCAAAGACUCAAAUAGAAAGUAGGAGAGGUCUCCUGAACCACAAUUCAGUUUGCCUUGCAGACAAUCCACACAACAAAAAUCCAGUGCAACCCACAAUUCUCUCCAAAAGUGGUCUAUCUGUUCAAAAAGAAUCUCAGGGUGUGUCACACAGUUUGCAAGAUAAAGACCUGAAUUAUAGAUCUUCCUUGUCUUGCCAACAUAAUCACAGCAGUGAUAGCAACUCAAAGAAAAUGUACCAAGCACAGCCACCAAAUAUCAAUGUUAACAAACAGGGUAUCUGUAAUUCUUUCGAUGGACAAAAGCAAAAACAAGUCAUCCAGUUAAAUCAGCAUAAAGACCAUGGCCAAUACCCAACCUCAGAAGUUUCACAAGGUCACCAAUACGGUGCCCAUAGAGGCAGCUUCCAUAUCCCACACUUGCAAAAACAUCCCAUUUCUUCAGACCAAGGAACCAAUCAAUCAAGUCCAUGCAAAUCAAAGAGUCUUGGAGAUCUGACUUCAGAGGACAUAUCUUGCAAUUUUGACAGCAAGUACAAGCGAAUAAAUAGGGGCUUCCUUUUGUCGGGAAAUGCCCAGGAUCCAAAUUGUUUUGCAAAAACUAGACACCAGUCAACAGAUGCAUUGACUGAACAGUUGAGGAAACUGGUGUCUUAUGACCAGGAAGACUGCAAUAAAACACAAUACUGUGAAGAAGAUGAAUGGGACAAACCUAAACUUCUAACUCGGAAGCUAUCAUCAAGAAGUCAAAGUAGAGUGAGAAACAUUGCAAACCGUGCCAAGGAAAGACAGGAAGCCAAUAAGUUAAAACAAGUCAACCAGAUUCCAAAUGGUGUAGUUCUGCGGAACAGACCACCAACCUCCACUCAGCCUGUAAACAGACAUUCCACUGGCUCUUAUAUAGCAGGGUACUGCAGUAACUUUAACUUGGAUAGCCUGGAGGGCAGAGGUAUACCAGAAGGUGCAUGUUCUUCUCAAACUUAUGGACACAGUGAUCUGUUUUCUAGAGAUCGUUUCACCUAUCAGACUGAGCCAUGCAAUACUGAUGAACCAGAAAUAUAUUUCCUACUAAGAUUGUAAAUUGUAUAUAACUGUUAAUGUAAUGUUGUUUACAAGAUGUUUUAUUAGAAUAUAAACUCUUAAAUUAUAUAGAGAUAAGAUUUUUUCUCCAUUAACAGCUUAGUCUUCCUUUCGUUUUUAAACUGCCAAUAUCAUCAUCAAUUCUGUAAAUAUAUUCUUGGACUCUUUUUUUUUCAUUUUGUUUUUAAUUCUAAAGUUAAUAUGGGUAUAUACAGGGAACUAAGUGCAUGCAAACAUGACAAUGUUCAGUGUAAAAUGCAUGUACAUUAUAAAGAAGCGGUCUUAUAAAUUUGCACACAUCAGCAAAAUAUAUUGGAAUAAAAUACCGAUUUCCCUAA